CAUAAAUUGCUUUGUUUUGUCUCUGUAUCACAUACAUGACUACUUUAAAAUUAGGAGCCGUCAUUCCGGUACAAUAUCUCUACAAAGUUAAUUUCCAAUAUGGUUGCAAAGGUUGUUGUUGUACUGUUGCCUGUUGUCAUGUCCCCGCAGUGCCUGUAGUAGGCUUGUGCUGUGAGAAGCCUCACAUCCGAUGACAAAACCAACACCCCCUUGUCGUUGUAUACGGACAGUUGUUACUCAAAUAAUCGACACUAAAAUGCAUUUGGUGGCCGAGCAAAUUUUCAGGCAUGGAGAUAAGCAGGUAAUUGCUCGGUAAAAACCUAAAACUGGCGAUAGAAGCGCCCCAUAGGGUAUAAUAGCUGUUUCUAGGUAGCGCUGGUGGUGAAUAGCGUAUUAGACACUGAAGAAUCAAAGGGAGACGAGGCUAACGCAAAGCACCGGGCUCGAGCUGAGGACAUCCUACCUAGUGCGCAGAAAAAGGCGUCUGAAGCUCUACGCGAGGUCUGGGGAUUACAUGGUGUAACAGGCCAACGGUAACAUUUAUUUCCAUUUCUGUUGAAAUGUUGCUUAGAUUUGCAUACAAAAAUACGCAUUGUACAAAUACAAUUACAAACAGUCGACUGAUUUAGGUGUUUCCUAAACGAUUUUUUUUUGCAAAAUAGUGUUUACUAGUUUUCCAAAUGGAUUACUUUCGUCAAAUAUUUAAAGAGUCGUCGAUAUAUUUAAAAAAAUAUAUUUUUUAACGGUUGCAUAACCAGACAUUUGUAUUAUGCAUUUUUAAAUCCGACUUAACAGUUCUUUGAAACCCGUAAAUAACUAAACGUUGCUUGUUACGUUAAUUAAGCUAACCAGGCUAGCUAAGGCUAGUUGUGCAUUAGCUAGCGAGUUAGCUAUUACUUAUUUCCGCUUCCUGAUCCCUCAAGAUUUUAUCGCUCCUUUUAGUUUUUCAAAUGUAAUUUUUAAGGUAUUAAAAUAUCGCUUCUAAUGUUUGAGUAUUCAAAUGAACUAUAUCGUUAUCUUUCUACAUAACAUUAAAGUGGGCGGACAGGCUGUCCACCAUCCUCUUACGUUUUUGGAAGUUGCUAAGCAUGACAAGUACCUUGCCUGUCUAGUAAUAUUUGUGAACUACAAGCGUAACGUCUCUGGUAACACUACAGCACUUGAAGUGAUACAUCUUUUUUUUCAGAACUGUGACUCACCUAUUACGUUUUGACCGUUUCAAUUAGGUUAGUUGUCGAAGUAUGUAACUCAACGGUAACCCUUUUUCGUUAUAAACACAUCAGGUUACCAAUGUGGACAGUUUUCUUUUUAUUAUCCGUACUUUUUUUGGAUAAUAUUAUUUUGAUUUACAUGAUGAACUGAGUGUCAAUUGUAACCAAAUGUUCUCAUAAUUGCAAGGAAAACAUUGAAGAGUUCUCCAGUUCUUGGAUCAGCUCUGGGUCUUUCAUAUAAGUAUAAUUUCAUAAACGUCAACGGAAAACUUUUUCUUCAAGAAGAAUUUAAUUCCCCGUACAUUGCAAUUGAUAUGUGACAGGCUACAUACACGCAUACAGGGGCACAUUACCCGCCUUCCCCCCAAAAAAUGAUCAUCGAUCAGGUCCGAUUAUAAUAUUCUGUCCAAAUUUGACAGGAGCAGAUCGGAGAUCCCAGGUCUAUAAAGGAUCUAGUUAAUAGAGGUGUUAGAAAUCAAUAAACUGGCUCAGGUGCAUGUGUGAAAAGUUCCCUGAAAACUGUUCAUGAAUCUUCUAAAAGCGACACUUUCAAACUCUUGUCAGAAAAAAGCUUGGGUCUUCACUAUCAAAAAUACAUGCCUACGUUGUUUCACAUUACUUGACAUUGGUCAGUCAAUUCUUCAACCCCGUUUUAGUUUUUGGAAAAUGUUGUGUUGUGUAUAUAUAGUCGUGUUCAACGUGAUGAGGGUCUGGACCACAUGAUAGUAGGUGAUUGGAAAGAAUCUGGCCCUGAUCCGGUAUGAGUCUAUUCCAGAGUCAGCCAUUAUCUUAGGACAUCUGCUGAUGAGAACCUCGCCCAUCUAACUGCUCACACAGUAACGGAUCUGGCUUUUAAAAAAAAAAAUGUUUUUAAGUUGGCUGCACUGUUGAUGUUCGGGUGCAACAGUGUGGCCCAAGUACCCAAGCAAUAUUAGGCUUAGGCCAACAUGUGUGCUUACUGUUCCCUCAGAAGUAACUGAUCCUCAUCUUACCUUGUCCCCUUACAUGUGUGCAGCUAAUGUGCUCCAACACUCAAAGCGCGGGAUGUACGAAGGCAAACACAUCCACUACUCGGAGCUGGACCACAAGCCCCUCUGCUCCUACAGUCCCAAGCUGUGCAAGCAGCGACGCCUCAAUGGCUAUGCCUUCUGCAUACGCCACGUGCUGGAGGACAGGAGUGCUCCCUUCAGGCAGUGCGAGUAUGUGGCCAAGUACAAUAGCCAGCGCUGCACCAACCCCAUUCCAAAAGCAGAAGAUCGCAGGUACUGCAACAGCCACCUGCAAGUCAUGGGCGUCCUUCCCAAGAAGGAGCGCAAGAAGAGGCACGACUCCUUGGAAUCGCUGGCCCUCAACAUCACGGUUCCCUCUCUGGCACUGAAGACACCCAAUGGACUGGACCACCUACCCCCUUCUCCACCCCCAUCCCUCCCCUCCUUGCUGUCGCUGGACCCCUUUGGCCUGUGUGGGGGUGUGGGCGUGGCUCAGACGGAGACCCUGCUACAGAAGAAACCUUCUCAGGGUAGGCAGAACCCCAACCCCAAACAGAAGCCAGUCAGAGAGGCAGAGCCAGUCAGGCCAUCUCCCCUGCCACCCACACCCAGCCGUUUGGCUGUUCAUCUCUCUCAGCAAAUGAGCACGCAGCAAAAGCCGUUAGUCCCUCCCGCUUCCGUGUCUAGCACGUCUUACUCAGUUGGACUUCAGCAGGGUUUAUGCAAGUCUGUUCCACCUCAGACCCACAUGAGUUCAGCUUCCUCCAAUCAAACACAGGAACUGGGCCCCAGGCCUGCUCCGAACAGGAAGUCAGCCCCUUUCAUGCCAGCUACCCUGCCCACCAACACCAGUGCCAUCUCACCUGGGCGCCUGUCGAUGACACCUGGGAGGCUAACGCGGCUGCAGAGAGUCAUGGAGGAGCACUCGGGCAAACCCAGUGACUUACACACACAUUUUGGUCUAGACUGGUCUGAGGACAGCGCUGCUGAGGAUGACGAUGAGGAGGUGGCCAGAGUUGCAUCCUAUCAGUACUGGAGGCUUCAGGCGAGACACUCAGAAGAGAGUGCUCAGGGUUGUAGCUCUCGCAGUCAGCGUGUGGCGGGUCUGGCCUCUUACCUGCAGCAGAAGUACACGCACCUGCGCCGGGAGGACAGCGCCCUGCGGCGCCACAGGAAGUCCCAGCGGGUCCUGCGGGAGGCGCUGGUCCAGGCAGCCAACCGGGACCCCACCGAGACGGCCGGGUUCUUGCAGACGGCGAACACAAAGGCCUCAAGUACCAGGCUGUCAUGGAAACAGAACUCUAAAGCAGGACUCUGUUCUGGCGGCACCAAGGGCGAGCUGUGUCGGAACGGGGCUCUGCCCUUUACACAACACUGUUUCCAGCACAUUCUGUCAAAUGGCUCCCAGCAGCUCUUCAAUAGCUGUACCGCGCGCUUCGCAGACGGAGCGCAAUGUUCCGUUCCUGUCUUUGACAUCACGCACCAGACACCACUCUGCGAUGAACAUGCCAAGAAAAUGGAUAAUUUCCUGCGUGGGGAUGUGAGUCGCCGCAUGUACCAUCAGCAGCAGCAGCAGCAACAGCAGAGGAAGCCCCUGCGGAAGCCCAAGGCAGCCGCCCUCACCAAGAAGCACAAGAAGAAGGGCAAGAGAGGGCCACGGCGGCCCCAGAAGCCCAUCCCCCCUGCACUGCCCCAGGGCAACCUGGGGAUGCCCUCUGCACUUAGUGUCCCCUCACAGUCCUCUAGCAUCAGAAGCCCUUUGACCCCAGACCUAAGCACUGAUGAAUUCCCUGAUGACAUUCACAAUGAUAUCCAUGACAUUUCACAUGAAUUGGAGCUCAACCAGGAAGACUUCUCCGAUGUUCUUCCAAGGCUACCAGAUGAUAUGCAAGACUUUGACUUGUUUGAAGCUGCAGGUAAGACCAGCGAGCUUCUACCCACUUCAGAAGAGGCAGAUGAGCUGGUGCGCGUGCUACAGGCCAUGGGCUCCUACCCAGAAUCCCUUGCGUGCCUGAGUGGCAUGGGCGAUCUGGGCCACCCGGAGGGCGUGGAGUCCCGGUCCCUGCCGGGUGGUGUGGUGGACCUCCUGAGCUCGCGCCUCUCCGCAGACACCUUCUCCAGCCUGGAGCUGGACCCCACCCUUCUCCACCCUACGGACGAUGGCUUUCCCCCGUCGCCACUCUCGCCUCAGCCCCCCCUCACGCCCCCGUCCUCAGUGCCCAACUCCACAGUCCUCUCCGAUGGCACCUUUAUCCGCAGGCAUCCCCCACACCUUGCCGCUGACGGGAGCAGCAGCAGCAGCAGCAGCAGCAGCAGUGGUGCCGCCUGUCACAUUGACUUGCACAGGCUCCAGGACCCCAGCUCUGUCCCUUGGAGCGGCCUGCCUCUGAGCCUCACUGACGCGCCUCCCUUUCACAGCCUGGUUGGCUCGGAGACCCUACUGCUGUCCACUGCCCUCUCCACCCCGCCGGCCCCCCUGCCCCCAGGUCCCUGCCAGCCCACGUCGCCCCUCUCUGCGCUACCCCAGAGCAGCCUGACCGCCGCCCUUAACCCCUCCGACAUCCUCUUCAUCUCCUCCUCCUCUGCCUACACCUACACCUCCACCUCCCCGCCUCAGGACGCUUUCUUUUCCUUAGCCUCCCUCAAGCAUCCCUCUCCCCUACUGCUGAGCCACUGCGGGAUCCCCACCGACCUUCAGCCGUACCACAGCUCACCAGCGCCCCCGAUGGACCAAGCAUAAAAUUGCAAACCCCAUCUUGCCUCAGUAGAUCAGCCCAAUCACAGCCACAGAGAGAAGACCGUUGGUUACAGCACACACAGUAUUCAGGGAUCAUGUUACAGAGUGUCAAGGGUCUGUCUGGUAACUUUUCUUUUUAAGAUAAUUUCCUCGUUGGUCGUACAGUGUCUUUUCUUGUCACAUGAAGUAUAUAGGUAUAUAUAUAUAUAUAUACACACACAAAGCAAUAAAGACUCCCCUUCAGUAUAGUAGUACCGUUUUGUUUUUGUUCAUAGGAAAUGGUGGACAACCUUGGAAUUUUUAGAAAUAAAACAUGCAUAUUUAUGAGUAUAUGAAUAGGUUAGUGGUCUGCACAUAUGGUUUUUAUCGACGAGUGAAAACGUGUGGUUAUUGGUGGAAAAUGUGAGAAUAUUUAAAACAAACAAAAAAAUGUGGAAUGUUUUGCGAAUUUGGUGGAGAAGGUAAUUUGCCCUCAGUUUUGUUCUAUGUCGAUAAAAAAAUGGUCGUGGUUUGUGACUGAUGGUGUCGUUAACAUGCUUUUGGUUGCUGUAGAACUGUGUGGCUAGUGGGUGGCACAGAUAUUUGUCAGAUCCCCCCCCCCCCCUCAUGGACCCUCUAAGUACAACAGCAUCUCCUGGAGUCCCACUCAAAACAGCCAAAACAUGCAUUGGCAUCAACUUUCCCUGUGCAUGCUUUCAGCCUCUACCUAUCCUGCUAUCAAGAUCAGGAAAAUGAAGACUGAUGGCAAUUUUCCUCCCUCAGGGAUUCUGGAGGCCAAAUUUUGGGUAAUUUUCUCAAAACAACUUGAGGGGUUUUAAGGGUAUAAGGUAGUUAAAGCUGCUUUUUGCCAACACACGUUAUAAUAAAUGGAGGACAACUCAGAUAAAUCCUUUAAAAUUCCCUUGUAUUCAUUGAAUGUAUUGUUAUCAACAUCACAUGAAGCGUCUGAUAGUCUAACAAGCUUUUAUGAGUACUUUUUAUGUGUUAAAGGUAUUUUUAUGUAUUCAAGAUGUUUACAUUUUUACUUAUAUUUUUUUCUCUGAACAGAUAUUGUAAUAUGUGCGCAAUACACAUGUACUUUCUGUAUAGUGAGAGAAUAUAUCUUUUCAGUUUUGGUUUUCAAUGUGUGAAUUAAACUUGCUGUGACCAUG
Messenger RNA from Clupea harengus (Atlantic herring), 6088 nucleotides. It is a transcript of the gene ino80db, whose product is annotated as INO80 complex subunit Db. Lineage: Eukaryota; Metazoa; Chordata; Actinopteri; Clupeiformes; Clupeidae. Gene Ontology annotation, cellular component: nucleus. The record is from RefSeq and is a predicted model, not a curated record.